UUCACUCUGAACGAGCCCAUCGCCGCCACCUUGAGCGCGCCAAGACUGCCUUGUAAUCCCCGAGUUCGGGACUAUCGCUACGAAUUACCGUGGGUGACAAUUGAGCAUUCAUCAAACCAACGGGUCACGUAAGAUAAAGCUGACACAUUAUUACGUCCGCUUCAUGAGCCUGGCCUGGGCGCCCCAUAACUGCAUCUAGCCCUCUCUUCUGCGACAUGUUCUCCCCGUCAAUUCUCGCGCUGAACGGUGCACAGUAUUUGCUAUCCCCUCCGCGAUUGUUCCAUUCGUUUGCGGUAAGCGGAGACGCUUCAUUGUUCACUGCGAACAGGCUGUCAGAAAGAUGGGUGGCGCCGAGCCUGGCGCGGGAAAAAGCCCCAGAAGGAAGCGGGUGGUGUUGCUCAAGCCGAGCCACAACUGUUGCAAGACCUGCCGUACUCGCAAAAUCAAGUGUGGCGGAGAACGGCCGCACUGUGCAAAAUGUACGCGCUCGGGACUCUUGUGCGAGGGCUAUACCACGUGGGUUCUGACCAUGCGACAACCGGACACUGAGUCGCCCGGCCUGCCCAUCAACCUCCCAAGCAGUGUCGGUCCAAGAGCGAUGAACCGCGUACAACUAUUCGCCCGGUUCCUGGGAGAUCGGUUUUCCGACGUUGCUCCUGCUGCGCCGCCAGCGGGACACGUACCGAGCCUGUCACUGCCGCAUCUCUGGGCCGAAAUGGAUAUUGAAACUCCGCUCUUGUGCCAUGCCAUAGAUACGCUAUGUCUGACCGACACUGCAAGCAAGUCUCCGUGCACUGCGAUGGCGUACGCAGCGGCCGCCGCUCGCGGACGAACGUACGGUAUGCUGCAUAGAGCUAUUGCUCUGCAUCAGUCGAAGCCUCCAACUAGAAGUUCACGAGACAUCGUCCUCACGAUCAUAUGCAUCAGCCUCACAGCCGCACUGGGAUCCGAGGCAGAGCUAGACGAUCGCCAUAGCCAAGCAACUGCCCAUCUCGAGGGAGCACUCCGGUUUCUGGCGGCAAAUGGCCCGUCAUUCCUCAUCGGAGAUGACAAGCUCGACGCGGUCCUUCUACGACACAUCCAGAUGUAUUGUCUACCCGUCGGGCUCGCGCGUCGGAAAGAAUUCAUCUUUCAGACCCCCGAGUGGCAGCGCGUCCCGCGCGUUCUUUUGCAUGAUGACUUGAAUGUCUACAAGGCCUCUGGAUACAUUAGAGCUCAGUCGUUGCCCACCAAAUCCCUGCGAUGGCAUCACGAAUUCGAGACGACCACAGACCGGAAUCUACAUAGAGACAUGCUUGGCCCAAUACCCAAGCUCCUCGAGGUAGCUGACAACUUUGUCAAGGGAUACACUGGUGAUGCAGAGCAGCUCCAAGCAAUGUCACAUGUUGUCCGCCGUGCUGAUCACACGCUGGAAACGUCUGUUGGGCCAGCCAUGGACGAUGCGUUCCGAGUGCACGAACCGCACAUCACCAAUGACCAUACCGACGCUUUCGACCCCGCGAUCGAGGAGCACGCGUUUCUGCGCACGAGUGCGUUCGUGCGGGAGCAUUUCCAAUUCGUCAGCCCCAUGUGCGGGUACGCAAGCGCAAACAUGUACCUGCUGAGUUUGAUGACCGACUGUACUCUGCUUCAGAUCAUCUGCUGUGGCAUUGAACAUGGCCUGUCGCCCGAAUGGACAGGGGUGCACAAGGACGACGUGGAGGAAAGAGCUUCGGCGAAUGCCUUUGGCCUCUGCCAGCACGUCUACUUCUACAGCCAACGCUCCCUGACGGCUGCUAUAUUCCUGCGCCUCAUGGUGGCAGGUGCGCGAAACUAUUUCGAAAGCAUCGGCCAGGUAGAUGCGACGGAGUGGUGUGACGGGUGCCUGGACGCCAACUCGCUCCGCAUUGAGCGCCUCCAGCUGACCGCGACCUCUCUUUGUCCGGUCGUGGCUACUUUUCCUCGCAUUGCAGAAGGCUUCAAGAUUCCGAACUACGUGCCGUGACACGGACCAGAUCGUGACGUGGCUGCUUCGGCCCAUUCAGCGAAUGAAUUGCUAUAGUAGAUGUACAACUCGGCCUAUAAGGUCCCCUUGUCUCUGCCUAAGCGUCUUGCUAAACUCCUUAGACACCUUAAGGGCAGAAAUCGCCUUGGUCUAGUCAGAUCCUGGUGCCUAUCACUACGAUUUGCCACACGCAGACACCCUGUCCAUAUAUCUUUUCCACAUCUUCGGAGUCGCCGGGCGGAGCUGCCCGAUUUGGAAGGCGGUCGAUUCCCAAUAUGGCAUCUCCGCUUCCGGCGCGGCUCGACCAC
Molecule: messenger RNA, 2292 nt
Organism: Neohortaea acidophila
Lineage: Eukaryota; Fungi; Ascomycota; Dothideomycetes; Mycosphaerellales; Teratosphaeriaceae
Exons: 2
Coding region: 341-1984 (547 amino acids)
Biological process (GO): regulation of DNA-templated transcription
Molecular function (GO): DNA-binding transcription factor activity, RNA polymerase II-specific; zinc ion binding
Source: RefSeq, a predicted model, not a curated record